ACAAUUGGGCCCCGGAAUCCUCGCGCACCAAGGUUGUGCUGCGGCUGCGCUGGCCUCCCAUCCCUUAUAAGAGCGUCGCGCUCGGCAUUUAACCAUGCCUCCCACCCGGGACGCCUUCCAGCCUUCUAGGUUGGAUAACGAUGAUUCUUACUUGGGAAAACUGCGGUCUUCCAAGAAACUCCCAUAUAAGAACCCAACUCAUCUUGCUCAGCAACAGGAACCCUGGAGACAGCUGAACUCAACUCUCACAAUCACCUCCAUGAGGCGGGAUGCCUAUUUUUUUGAUCCCCAGAUACCGAAGGAUGACCUGGAUUUCCGCUUAGCAGCCUUAUACAACCACCACACUGGGGUGUUCAAGAACAAAAAUGAGAUACUGUUGCACCAAGAAACCACCCAGGAUACUCAUGGAAUCCUCAAGAUCCCUAAAGAACUAUUACCCCCUCCUCCUCCACCUCCCAUCACAUCCCGGGCUAACUUCAGACAAUGGAUUAAUCCUAAGAAGGAGUCCAUCCACAGCAUCCAGGGAGCCAUCGUGUCCCCUCACACUGCAGCUACCAAUGGAGGCUACUCCCGAAAGAAUGAUGGUGGCUUCUUCUCCACCUAGUGUUGACAGGCCCCUGGACUAAUUAAUCAUAGUGGAACAUCCUGCCACCCACCUCCAUUAAAUAGAUUUGUGCAAGA
Choloepus didactylus (southern two-toed sloth) is the source of this 681-nucleotide messenger RNA. It is a transcript of the gene CFAP276, whose product is annotated as chromosome 2 C1orf194 homolog. The record is from RefSeq and is a predicted model, not a curated record. The transcript has 5 exons. Bases 95 to 604 code for a protein of 169 amino acids. NCBI's taxonomy places the organism in Eukaryota, Metazoa, Chordata, Mammalia, Pilosa, Megalonychidae.